Polyodon spathula (Mississippi paddlefish) is the source of this 3816-nucleotide messenger RNA. Its product is annotated as NADPH--cytochrome P450 reductase-like. The coding region runs from base 298 to 2208 and encodes 636 amino acids. The transcript is spliced from 16 exons. Gene Ontology annotation, biological process: response to hormone. Lineage: Eukaryota; Metazoa; Chordata; Actinopteri; Acipenseriformes; Polyodontidae. Gene Ontology annotation, cellular component: cytosol. The record is from RefSeq and is a predicted model, not a curated record. Gene Ontology annotation, molecular function: FMN binding; flavin adenine dinucleotide binding; NADPH-hemoprotein reductase activity.
GUUGCAGCUCCUGAAUUGUGUUGAUGCAUUUCCAGCCUGCCUGACAGAGCAGAGGUAGAGAAUGUGUGCCGUGCUGCCACUCUAGCAGAACAACAUCUAUUGCUUUUAUUUCUUUAUUUUUGUCGACCCUUUUUUAUUUUUUGGACUGGUUUGUGCCAGCAGAGCUUCAUUUCUGUUUCAACCAUGAAGACUAUACAGGCCUGGAUGAUAAGGUUCUAGGUUGUUCAGUUUUGUUUUUUCAAUCAAGUGGCUCCUACCUGACACAGGGGAAAUCUGUUCAGGUUUUCACCAUUUAAAAUGGGAUGUGUGUACUCUGUACCAAAGGAGGAACUGCCAGUGCCAAACAGAGCCGUCACACCAAGAGAAACAAGUUUUAUCGAGAAGAUGAAGAAAACGGGUAAAAACAUAGUGGUGUUUUAUGGAUCUCAAACUGGAACAGCGGAAGAGUUUGCAAACCGUCUUUCCAAAGAUGCUCAGCGAUACGGAAUGAGGGGCAUGGUAGCAGACCCAGAGGAGUACGACAUGCCUGAACUUACUGGGACUGCGGACCUUUUAGCUAACAACUCUAUAGCCAUGUUCUGCAUGGCUACUUAUGGGGAAGGAGACCCCACUGACAAUGCCCAGGAUUUCUAUGACUGGCUUCAGGAAGCCGACGAUGAUCUGUCCGGCGUCAAUUUCACAGUUUUCGGGCUUGGGAAUAAGACUUAUGAACACUACAACGCAAUGGGAAAAUAUGUAGACAAGAGACUGCAGCAGCUCGGAGCAGAGAGGAUCUUCGACCUGGGAAUGGGCGACGACGAUGGCAAUCUUGAAGAGGACUUUGUCUCUUGGAGAGAGCAGUUCUGGCCAGCAGUGUGUGAGCACUUCGGGGUUGAGGCAACUGGAGACGAAUCCAGCAUUCGCCAGUAUGAGCUGGUGGUCCAUACAGAUAUAAACAUGAACAAAGUUUACACGGGAGAGAUGGGACGUCUGAAGAGCUUCGAGACACAGAAAAUGCCUUUUGAUGCCAAAAACCCUUUCCUGGCCACGGUUACUACAAACCGGAAGCUGAAUAAGGGAGGCAGCCGACACCUGAUGCACCUUGAGCUGGAUAUCUCUGCAUCCAAGAUCAGAUACGAUUCUGGAGAUCAUGUUGCAGUUUACCCUAUAAAUGAUACGACUCUAGUGAAUAAAAUUGGAGAAAUUCUUGAUGUGGACCUUGACACUGUAAUCUCCUUGAACAACCUUGAUGAGGAGUCCAACAAGAAGCACCCAUUCCCUUGCCCUACCUCGUACCGCACAGCCCUGACACACUACCUGGAUAUCACCAACCCUCCACGCACCAACGUCCUGUAUGAGCUCUCCCAGUAUGCCACCGAUCCCAAAGACCAGGAGACCCUACGCAAGAUGGCAUCUUCCGCCACUGAAGGGAAGUCUCAUUAUCAAACCUGGGUGCUGGAGGCCAAAAGGAACAUCCUGGCUAUCCUGCAGGACAUGCCCUCGCUCCGCCCCCCCAUCGACCACCUGUGUGAGCUGCUGCCCCGCCUGCAGGCUCGCUACUACUCCAUCGCCUCCUCCUCCAAGGUCCACUCCAACUCUGUGCACAUCUGUGCCGUUGUGGUGGAGUACGAGACCAAGACUGGCCGAACCAACAAGGGUGUUGCAACUAACUGGUUAAAAAACAAAGUGCCUACAGACAAUGGCCACAAGCCCACGGUGCCCUUGUAUGUGAGGAAAUCGCAGUUCCGCCUGCCCUUCAAAGCCAGCACCCCAGUCAUCAUGAUCGGACCUGGCACUGGGGUCGCUCCCUUCAUGGGAUUCAUCCAAGAAAGAGCUUGGCUGAAGCAGCAAGGCAAGGAGGUGGGUGAAACUGUUCUUUAUUACGGAUGCCGGCACAGAAACGAGGACUUCCUGUACCAGGAGGAGCUGGAGCAGUUUGAGAAGGAUGGAGUGCUCACUCAGCUCAGCGUAGCCUUUUCAAGAGAUCAGGCUGAGAAGGUAUACGUGCAGCAUUUGCUCAAGAAAAAUAAAGAGAAUCUAUGGAAACUGAUCCAUACUGACAAUGCACACAUCUACAUUUGUGGGGAUGCCCGUAACAUGGCCAGAGACGUGCAGAACACGUUUUAUGAGAUUGCGAGCGAGUUGGGGAGCAUGGCGCACACGCAGGCAGUGGACUAUGUCAAGAAGCUUAUGACCAAGGGACGUUACUCGCUGGAUGUUUGGAGCUAAAUGGGAGAAAUAAUGUAAUCUUUCAAAAAUGAAACCUGGGGAAGGAAUGUGGGAAAGAGGCUGCUUUUUGUUAGGGUGGUGUCCUGCACACAUCAAUGCAAGAUUUGUUUUAAUUUUCCUAUUCCUAGAUUGCCUUUGUUUUAUUACAGAAAUGAAAUCUUACUGAUAAUUUUGUUAACUGCCGUAGUCGAGACGUGUAACCGCUAUAUAACAACAAAUGUGCUCACAUUACUGGCAGUGUUGUAAAUAAGCCAAGUGUCAUAAAACAGCAAAACUGAUUGAAUCCUGUUCUGAAGUAUGAACAGGACUACAUUUUACAGUGACUUCUGAGGCCACAUUACAGAACAAGUUGUCCGGUACAAUGGAAAAGUAUCACUGAGGCAGGAAAUUCCCUAUUUCCAAAGCUGCACAAACCACAGCUCCUGAACUCCUUAUCGCACUGAUCGCUUCAGGCGUGGCGUUUGUUCUCUGCAAGAAAACUCCCUGCAGGUCAAUUCUGUAUAAGGCUUUACCUGCAGGUACAGUUAAGGGUGAGGACUGUUUAGAAGAGACCAGGUACCAGGUCUGUUCCCCGCUGUGGUGGGUAUUAUUGCUAUGAACUGAAAAGCUAUUGACACGUGACUUGUGUUCAUUUACAGCUUUUUUUGUACUGGAUCUUGUCGGGCUACUUAGACUUUAGGCUGCUCAACAGUCUACAUCUGCAAUAAGAUGAAGAGUGCUCUACUUGGACCUGAGAGGCUGAGACAGUCUCUCUACGCUUACAAUCACUGUGGAGUGGUGGAGGCAUGUCAUAUAAACACUAGCGAUGCUGUGAUCGAAGUGUCUGAGUCAAGGAGAUCAUUCAGGAUAAGAAACGUGAUUGGGUGCCUUUGUAAUAGAGCAUUUCAUAUCUUUUACUGAAGGACGGCUAAGAGAACAUGUUCUGUGAUAAACGUGGUGAGUCUGUAAUGUGGCACAAGGUCUCUCCCUUUUAAAGGUAAGCUGUGAGCUUCGCAAUCCCUAAAGUAGAUACAGGUUUGACCUGACUAUGCUAAGUCAGUCAUUUUGGAACUUUUAAAGAAAUAACCAAUUCAUUUUUGUACUCUUUUUAUGUUAAGCAGUGUAAGUCGGUUGUUAUGUGAUUCAAAGUCAUGAAAUAUUAGCUUACCUAAGAUAAAGAAAUAAGUACUGUUUCUUUAUUUUGCAAUUUUUUUUUUUUUUUUUUAAAGUACAGUAAUGCAUGUCCAAUGAAAGAUCGGAGACGGAAAAGAUUUUUUAAUAUGCAGUUUAUAGAUACGCAUUCUGUUUGCAGCGAAAUCUCUAGAAGAAAGCUGCUUGAAAGGUAUAUGAAUGCUAAACGAGCAAGUAUAUACUGCAAAAAAUAAAUAAAUAAAUAAAUAAAUUAAUAUGAUGCAUUUCCAGGAUUGGUUCAGGACAGGUGGGAGGGGAAAGUGCAGUCUGGUUGCUGUCUUGUUUUAUUUUAUAGAUGCCUUUGGGAGACGGCAACUCUUUCUCUUAAAGCACCAAAAACUGAGUACUGUGCAGAAUAAUUGCCAUAUUCCUUCAAAUUUAAGACUCCCUCGAAUUUAAGACUCCCACCCUCAAUUUGAGGAAAAAAUAAAACCUCAA